This is a messenger RNA of Harpegnathos saltator (Jerdon's jumping ant), 640 nucleotides long. RefSeq lists its product as uncharacterized. NCBI's taxonomy places the organism in Eukaryota, Metazoa, Arthropoda, Insecta, Hymenoptera, Formicidae. The record is from RefSeq and is a predicted model, not a curated record. The transcript is spliced from 4 exons. Bases 16 to 519 code for a protein of 167 amino acids.
AAGGGUGGCACGUGCAUGCAUGUCGUGUGCUUAUACCAUGGAGGUAAGAAUAUCUGGAGGGAGCAUAAAGUAUUUUUGAGGGCGAGGGGAGUGAAGCCUGAGAGAAUUCCAAAGAAACCACAAGUACGUAAAAAGUGGCUUGAUAGAAUGGACUUAAAUGACAGUAAUGUUCCAGAAAAUGCAUUUAUUUGCUCAUUACAUUUUGAAGAAAGUGAUAUGGGCAAAACAUCACUUAAUUGUAUUAGAAUUAGAUCUGGUGCUGUCCCAUUUAAUAAUAUGAAUAUGAAAAAUGACGAGUCUCCUGUGAAACGAAAAAAAAUAUUGGACGAACAUAAUUAUAAUUUAAUGAAAGAGCAACAGAAUCUUGAUCCUGUAAAAAUACAAAAAAUACAUCACAAUGCAGAAAAAAAUUAUAUAGAUGAUCCUGAAACAUGCAGAAUCAAAGAAGCAGAAAAUCUUGAUUCCAUGGAAAUAUGUGACAACAUUGAACAAGGUAUAUUUAUCAAUUGCAAUAGAUAAAACAAAUCAUUUUGUAGAAACACUGUUAAGUGAUAGCGGACUAUUACAAAAAUUUUAUAUUAAUAAUAAAUUGGCCAGUGAUUUUUAAUAGUUUUGUUACUAGUUACUAUAGAUUGAAUAA